CGCGCCGCAUUCUGCUCAAGACUAUCAACAUCAUGAACUUGAUUGAAGCUAUAAAGGGUGAGUACGGUGAUUUAUCGGUUAAAACGAAACUAUCAAAUUAAUUGAAUAAACAACAGUUACGUAGGAUGAACAUUUAAGUGCGCGUAAAGACAUGGGAAACACCGAAGUUGUAAAGUCGCUGGAUAUGAUGGGAGACAGUAAUCAGAGUGGUGUAAUAAACAGAUCAAUCAGUGACCGCGAGCGCUUCAAAAGUCUGGAGGACAUCGACGUGUCCGCCGACGGGAGUCCGGUGUUGAGGUGCUUGAUCUCCAUCACCUACUCUGUGGUGUGCGUCGUGGGUCUGGUUGGAAAUCUGUUGGUGUUUUUCUUCAUCCGCGUCAGGCAAGAAAGACGCAUAUCCAAGAUAAACUUCUUCAUCCUUAAUUUGGCUGUGACGGAUUUCCAAUUUGUGUUGACUUUGCCUUUCUGGGCUGUGGACACGGCGCUGGACUUCAGCUGGCCGUUUGGAGACGCCAUGUGCAAGAUCAUCCUGUCGGUGACCGUGAUGAACAUGUACGCGAGCGUCUUCUUCCUGACGGCGAUGAGCGUCACGCGCUACUGGUCCGUGGCUUCGGCUCUGAAGGACCGCAGCAGGCAAACCGGCUGCUCCAUCCGGUGGGUCAGUGUGAUCCUCUGGGCUCUGGCCACCGUGGCCACAGCGCCAACAUCCAUUUUCUCCACAGUUACUAACGUGGCCGGCGAAAAACUUUGUUUAUUGCGCUUUCCCGACGGACAGUAUUGGCUGGCGAUCUAUCAUGUCCAAAAAAUCCUCAUCGCGUUUGUUUUGCCAAUGGCGAUCGUGUCAGUCAGUUACCUGCUGCUGCUAAGGCUCAUUCGGCAGCGGAGCAUGAAGAACACAUCGAAACGGCGCACGCAAGUCACCAAAUCUGUCACCAUAGUGGUCCUGUCCUUCUUCCUCUGCUGGAUGCCCAAUCAUGCCAUCACAUUUUGGGGCGUGCUGGUGAAAUUUAACGCGGUGUACUGGGAUAAGUCGUACUAUAUCGUUCAUACCUACGUGUUCCCGGUGACCGUAUGCCUGGCGCACGCAAACAGCUGUUUGAACCCACUUAUUUACUGCCUGAUGCGCAAAGAGUUCAGGAAAAAAAUUAAGAACCUUUUUAUUCGAGUCUGAGAAACGUGUUUCUCGUCCUGUGGACCAAACCGUGUUCUUUCCGUCUGUAAUGAGUUAUUUUACUCAAAAUGUUAUUUAUCCUCAAGCGCUUUAUUUCUUCAGUUGAGCUCUGAAGAAGAUGUCAGUUUACAUAUUUGUGGAAAUCAUGGGUUCACGGUGAACUGCACUUUAACAAUAUACACUUGGUGUAUAUCAGUUGUAUGUGUGAUUGUUAUUGUACAGUGUACAGUUCUUGUGGAACAGUUGUUGUCAAACAUUCAAACAGAAAAAAUGCUAAUAUAAAACAGCAUCUUUUGCGUUAAAAGUGCAGCGAAAUUAAAUUCAGUGGCAUUAAACGUUUUAUUUUAUUUGUGAACAAAACUGAUAUUCUUAUCAUUCCUCUUCCAGGAAAGUUGUAAACCUAAUAGAGGAUUGUACACUUGAUCCCAAAUUUCUGGGACAAUUGUGUGUAUCUUGAUGUUUGGGGGUGUUAAGUUAAAAUAAAACCUGAUUUUAAUAAA
Messenger RNA from Danio aesculapii, 1671 nucleotides. RefSeq names its product relaxin family peptide receptor 3.3a1 (gene rxfp3.3a1). Gene Ontology annotation, biological process: immune response; G protein-coupled receptor signaling pathway. Gene Ontology annotation, cellular component: membrane. NCBI's taxonomy places the organism in Eukaryota, Metazoa, Chordata, Actinopteri, Cypriniformes, Danionidae. Gene Ontology annotation, molecular function: G protein-coupled receptor activity. The record is from RefSeq and is a predicted model, not a curated record.